Messenger RNA from Batrachochytrium dendrobatidis JAM81, 852 nucleotides. RefSeq lists its product as uncharacterized. The record is from RefSeq and is a predicted model, not a curated record. The transcript has 7 exons. The coding region runs from base 1 to 852 and encodes 283 amino acids. Lineage: Eukaryota; Fungi; Chytridiomycota; Chytridiomycetes; Rhizophydiales.
AUGUUUGGGUAUUACAUACUGCCAUUCCACAAAGACUACAACGAUUCAUCCAGCUGUCACACUCCAGUUUCAUCAAACCCAACAUCAAGAAACAACUCUGCUGAUGAUCUGGACUAUGUUGCAAAACAAUAUGUGGAUGACAAACUGGUGAUCAAAGAGACGAAUGAUCUGACAAGUGACAAGCACAAGAAGUGGAUUGAGACAAUUGAAGAUUUGGAAGUUAUCCGCAGAACAAGGCAAAAGAGAUGGACUGACAAUCGACAAACAGUCGAAUCCAACAAGCUCCACAAGACAACAUGUCUCAUUUGGUGUAUUGCUGGUGGUGUAGAAUCUGACGAUGAAUGUUGUCCAUAUGAUGAUGAUGGCUGUACUCCUGUCGAUUACCAGAAUUCCAGUAAUGAUGUUGUUGCUACCAAUGAUCGUGGAACUGAUAGUGCAGUCUUUUUACACUGUGCACUUGUUGUGAUUGUUUCUAUUUAUUGUUCUGGAAUUGUGUUUUUGCUUUCUUUACCCUUUUUUUACUCUCCUUCUCCUUCUCGAGAUCGGAGUUUAAUGAAUAGUAUUAUCUUCUUUUCAUGUAGCGGUUCAAGAGUAUAUUCCAUUAACUCGGUAAUUUCACGCUUGUUCCGACGCUCCGUUUGGAUCAAUGGCUGUUCUCAUAUUGGUGUAUCAAAUGCACCUGGAAAAUCAAAUAGGAGUAUCCAUCUCCCGCAUAUAUUUGAUAAAUGUUGGCACAUAUCCCUUUUGAAAAGCCUUCACUUUCAAGAUUCUGACCUUGUCACCAAUUCCAAAAUAAUCACUGAAUCCAGAUGCCCUACAGUAUACAGAGUUUAUCCCUCGUAUAUGGCUUGA